This is a messenger RNA of Trypanosoma cruzi, 1689 nucleotides long. RefSeq lists its product as uncharacterized. The coding region runs from base 1 to 1689 and encodes 562 amino acids. Gene Ontology annotation, molecular function: protein binding. The record is from RefSeq and is a predicted model, not a curated record. NCBI's taxonomy places the organism in Eukaryota, Euglenozoa, Kinetoplastea, Trypanosomatida, Trypanosomatidae. The transcript has a single exon.
AUGCACAAGAGAGUUGGGUACGCUGAGCUUGUAAACAGUAAAUUGCGCAGUGAUAAACUGUUGGCGCGUCGGGAUGCGGUACGGCUUGCAAAGCUCAAGGCGUUUCUUGGCCAACACCAGCACGCUUCCCAGUGGUCUGCUUGCGUCGGAGCUCUAACAGAUGCUGCGCGUCAAAACAUUAUUCCGAGCAGCGAGAUGGUGUGUGACGCGAUACGGCGUUGCGGUCUUAAGGGGAAACUGGACGUCGCGCGGCACCUUUAUACCGACUUCCACCGGGAGAUCAACAAGCCUCGCACCUUGCAAGUACAUGUGACCUUUAUGGCUGCCUGUGCGGAAUGUGGAGAUUUUGGAGAGGCCCACGAUCAGUUUUUGCGGCUGUGGAGGCGGGAUGCGGCGCUUCUGAAAAAUAAUGACAAACACUUGCCUGUUGUAGGGGCUGACCUCACUUCUGAGUAUCUUCGCGCGGCGGUGGUGGCAUCUCAGCGCCGUCGUGGGGAAUGUCAAUUUAACCCUUUUAGUGAUGAAGAAGUGGCGAUGGAAAAAAAAGGGGACAAAAAAAAUGCCACUCAGCCGUGGGAGGUGGCAUUGAAGGAGAUUCAAUCACUCCAAAAAGACCAUGCGUGGUUUUUGAGGCAUAAUGCGCUGACACCCAUUAUGGUCGAGCAUUUCGCGCGACUCUGGGAGAUUGGUGGAAAGUGGGAAAAUUGUCUACGGUUUCUCCGUCUCUCUGGCCAGCAGAAUGUCCUCAUCCCGCCGGAGGCGCACGACGCGGCCAUCCGUGUUUGUUAUCGGCACGGAAAGUACGCCCAUGUCGUGGAGCAAAUGCGGCAGAUGAUUGCCACCCGCUCACCACCGGAUGAGCGCAGCGUUCGCCUGGCACUCUUGUCCUGUGAGGAGUGGACUGCACUGGAAAGAACGGGCCUCAAGCAGCAGCCCGAUUCCUGGGUUCUUGCUGUUUCUCUCUUUGACGCGAUGCGAAGCAACGGUGUGACCAUGCAUCAGCAGGAUUAUGAGUCCCCGCUGCGCUCGUGUGCCAUGGCCGGACGGUGGGAAGAUGCCAUGCGGAUCCUCGACGUCAUGAGGAAAGACAACCGACCUAUAUCGUCGCAGUUGUAUCGACUACUGCUAGCAGCGCGUAUUGAGUCAUGUAAUUCUUUCGAAGAGGCUCAACGAUUUGCGCAGAUGCCAGUGAUGCAGAAUGGUGGCAUAAUUGUGUACCUGGCCCUUUUGCGUUGCUGCAUGACGAAACGGGAUUGGAAAAACUUUGAUCGCGUCAAUAAAGAAAUGCGUGACCGCGAGUUCCCCGAGACAUUUGACAAGAUGCGUCUACUUAUUGAGGCUGCGUACGUACGUGAGCAAUGGCACUCCGUCCUUAUGCGUUUUGCUCGCUUUGAAAGUAUCUCUAGAUAUGAAGAGAAAAGAGUGCUAGAGGACAAAGUGGUUCGAGCCUAUCCUGAGGAUUUUGACAUGCCAGAGGCCAUUCUCGAUAUGGUAUUGGCAUCAUACAAGCAUAUGAAGAAUCACAAGGACCCUGUAGUCCACACGGCCUACCGGGGGGCACUUAAACGGAAGGCUAAAGGCACAGAGAAACUUGCAUUUUCGUCUGAUGAAGCUGUGACUGUUCCGUCGGAGGAUUGGAUGUUUUCGCAGGAGGAGCGGGAGAAAAAGAUUCCACCGAAAUUUUUUUAA